This is a messenger RNA of Pararge aegeria (speckled wood butterfly), 914 nucleotides long. Its product is annotated as c-Myc-binding protein. NCBI's taxonomy places the organism in Eukaryota, Metazoa, Arthropoda, Insecta, Lepidoptera, Nymphalidae. The record is from RefSeq and is a predicted model, not a curated record. The coding region runs from base 150 to 413 and encodes 87 amino acids. Gene Ontology annotation, cellular component: nucleus. The transcript has 2 exons. Gene Ontology annotation, molecular function: transcription coactivator activity. Gene Ontology annotation, biological process: regulation of DNA-templated transcription.
AUUGGAAUUUGGAUAGUUCGAUUGUCGACUGUCACAGUGUCAUGUCGAUUUAAUUUUUUGCAGUAAGGUGGACUGUUGGUGUGCGGAAUUGAUUAUUUUCAAUAAAAUAGAAGCUUAUUCUUGCAUUUAUUAUUUAUAAAACGAUAAACAUGUCUUCGUAUAAGCCAAUUGACUCAAAAAGAGAAGAAUUUAGACGUUAUUUAGAACGUGCAGGAGUAAUGGACGCACUUACAAAGGUUCUUGUGAGCCUUUAUGAAGAGCCAGAUAAACCAGAAGAUGCCCUUGAAUAUGUGCGUAAACACCUUGGUACAGACGGAGGUGAAGAUGAAUUGGAGGCAGCAAAGGCCCGCAUAGCUGAGUUGGAAGCCGAAAACGCUAUGCUUAAAGGAGAGUCAGCGCCAACAGAAGGCUGAUUCAUAAUUAGUUUUACUAUUUGUUGAUCUCAAUGUGAAAUGAUCUCAAUAACUCUUGUUGAUUCUAAAGAAAUAUAUGAGAUAUAUGUAUAUAUUUUAUUUGUUAAAGAAUAAGAUGUUUAAGUUUAUGUGCUGGAAGCACGAAAGUUUAUGUUUCUGUAUUCUAAUUUGAUUAAGUUUCUACUCAUUAUAUAUUCCAGGCUCUAGAACAAUAUUUUUUAUACUAAGUUGUGCCAAAUGCACAAAUAUUUUGGGUUCGCUUAUUUCAAUUGAAUAGUUUUAAGGUUGAGUUACAGAAUUUUUAGAAUAUUGGUGUUGCAUUUAUCUUCCUAGAACAUUAUAGAUACAAAAUUAUCAGGUUACAUCCUGUUUUCUUAUAACUAUUAAAAUAAUGAGGUAAUUGCAUAAUCUUUAACACAAUAAGGAAGUGACCUGAAAUACUCUUAACUCUGUAACAAAAUUGCUUUAACUUCUACUAAUAAAAAAUAUAAUAACAACAAA